AUGGCGUCCUCGUCGCUUUCCUGCUUGCAGCAAGCCUCAGCCUGCACGGCUGCCAGGCUGGCAAACCUAUCCAGCUCCCGUAGCUGCCACGUCAGCAGCCAGCGCCUCUCGCUCCCCUCCCUCGCCUGCUCGAGCACCUCCGCGUCUCGCGCCGCAUCCGGCGGCGCGGUGCGCGUGAGCGCUGUGAAGAAGCAGGAGGAGCUUUCGGAGAUCCGCGGGAUGGGGACGGCGGAGAUCGAGCAGGCGGUGGUGGACCUCAAGGGCGAGCUCUUCCUGCUGCGCGCCAAGCAGGCCACGCGCCUCGAGUUCAAGCCCAGCGAGUUCGGCCGCAUUCACAAGCGGGUGAGGAAGAUUCUGGGGAUCCGCGGGUGA
Closterium sp. Naga37s-1 is the source of this 372-nucleotide messenger RNA. NCBI's taxonomy places the organism in Eukaryota, Viridiplantae, Streptophyta, Zygnematophyceae, Desmidiales, Closteriaceae. The record is from the annotation of a GenBank genome assembly.